Molecule: messenger RNA, 3345 nt
Organism: Condylura cristata (star-nosed mole)
Lineage: Eukaryota; Metazoa; Chordata; Mammalia; Eulipotyphla; Talpidae
Gene: EFR3A
Product: EFR3 homolog A (S. cerevisiae)
Exons: 22
Coding region: 97-2454 (785 amino acids)
Biological process (GO): protein localization to plasma membrane
Cellular component (GO): plasma membrane
Source: RefSeq, a predicted model, not a curated record
GUGUGUUGCUGCUGUUCCGCUCUGAGACCUCGCUACAAACGCCUGGUGGACAACAUAUUUCCUGAAGAUCCAAAAGAUGGCCUUGUUAAAGCUGAUAUGGAGAAAUUAACAUUUUACGCAGUAUCUGCUCCUGAGAAACUGGACCGUAUUGGUGCUUACCUGGCUGAGAGGUUGAGCAGGGAUGUUGUCAGACAUCGAUCUGGGUAUGUUUUAAUUGCUAUGGAGGCCCUGGACCAACUUCUUAUGGCCUGCCAUUCUCAGAGUAUCAAGCCAUUUGUAGAAAGUUUUCUUCAUAUGGUAGCCAAGCUGCUGGAAUCAGGGGAACCAAAGCUUCAAGUUCUUGGAACAAAUUCUUUUGUUAAAUUUGCAAAUAUUGAAGAAGACACACCAUCAUAUCACAGACGUUACGACUUUUUCGUAUCCCGCUUCAGUGCCAUGUGUCAUUCCUGCCACAGUGACCCUGAAAUACGAACAGAAAUCCGAAUUGCUGGGAUCAGGGGCAUUCAAGGUGUCGUUCGCAAGACAGUUAACGAUGAGCUCCGCGCUACCAUCUGGGAACCUCAACAUAUGGACAAAAUUGUUCCAUCUCUGCUGUUUAACAUGCAAAAGAUAGAAGAGGUCGACAGCCGCAUCGGCCCUCCUUCCUCUCCCUCAGCAGCUGAGAAGGAAGAAAACCCUGCAGUGCUGGCUGAAAACUGCUUCAGAGAGCUGCUGGCCCGGGCCACCUUCGGGAAUAUGAAUAAUGCUGUUAGGCCAGUUUUUGCGCAUUUAGAUCAUCACAAACUAUGGGAUCCCAAUGAAUUUGCAGUUCACUGCUUUAAAAUUAUAAUGUAUUCCAUUCAGGCCCAGUAUUCUCAUCACGUGAUCCAGGAGAUCCUAGGACACCUUGAUGCUCGUAAAAAAGACUCUCCACGGGUCCGAGCAGGUAUUAUUCAGGUUCUGUUAGAGGCUGUUGCCAUUGCUGCUAAAGGCUCCAUAGGACCCACAGUGCUGGAAGUUUUUAACACGCUGCUGAAGCACCUGCGACUCAGUGUGGAAUUUGAAGCCAAUGAUUUGCAGGGGGGCUCUGGAAGCAGUGCCAACUUGAACACAGGUUCCAAAGACAACGAUGAGAAGAUAGUGCAGAACGCUAUCAUCCAAACAAUAGGGUUUUUUGGAAGUAACCUGCCAGAUUAUCAGAGGUCAGAAAUCAUGAUGUUCAUUAUGGGGAAAGUCCCGGUGUUUGGAACCAGCACCCACUCUCUGGAUGUCAGCCAGCUUGGGGAUUUAGGGACCAGACGGAUUCAGAUAAUGUUGCUGAGAUCUUUGCUAAUGGUAACCUCGGGAUACAAAGCUAAGACUAUUGUUACUGCCCUGCCUGGGUCUUUUCUGGAUCCUUUGUUAUCACCAUCCCUCAUGGAAGAUUAUGAACUGAGACAGUUAGUCUUAGAAGUCAUGCAUAAUCUCGUGGAUCGCCAUGACAAUAGGGCAAAGCUUCGAGGGAUCAGAAUAAUACCAGAUGUAGCGGACCUAAAGAUAAAAAGAGAAAAAAUUUGUAGACAAGAUACAAGUUUCAUGAAAAAGAAUGGGCAGCAGCUCUAUCGGCAUAUAUACUUGGGCUGUAAAGAAGAAGACAAUGUUCAGAAAAACUAUGAGCUACUUUAUACUUCUCUUGCUCUCAUGACUAUUGAGUUGGCAAAUGAAGAAGUGGUUAUUGAUCUCAUUCGGUUAGCCGUUGCUUUACAGGACAGCGCCAUCAUCAAUGAGGACAACCUGUCCAUGUUCCACCGUUGCGGGAUCAUGGCUUUGGUCGCGGCGUAUCUCAACUUCGUCAGCCAGAUGAUCGCUGUCCCUGCAUUUUGCCAGCAUGUUAGCAAGGUUAUUGAAACUCGAACUAUGGAAGCCCCUUAUUUUCUACCAGAGCAUAUUUUCAGAGAUAAGUGCAUGCUUCCCAAGUCUUUAGAGAAGCAUGAUAACAAUUUGUACUUUCUGGUCAAUAAGAUCUCAGAGUCCCUGGGCGGAAGCGGCUAUAGUGUGGACAGGCUUUCGGUGCCCUACGUCCCGCAGGUCACAGAUGAAGAUCGACACUCUAGAAGAAAAAGUGUCGUGGACACCGUAUCCAUUCAGGUGGACAUUUUACCCCACAGCUUUCCUUCUGAUGACGUGGUGAGUAACACGGAAGAAAUCACCUUUGAAGCAUUAAAGAAAGCUAUUGAUACCAAUGGGAUGGAAGAGCAGGAAAAGGAGAAAAGACGUCUCGUGAUAGAAAAAUUCCAGAAAGCACCGUUUGAAGAAAUAGCAGCACAGUGUGAAUCCAAAGCAAAUCUGCUUCAUGAUAGACUUGCUCAAAUAUUGGAACUCACCAUACGCCCGCCGCCCAGUCCAUCAGGAACACUGACCAUUACUUCUGGGCAUGCCCAGUACCAGUCUGUUCCGGUCUAUGAGAUGAAGUUUCCAGAUCUGUGUGUGUACUAAGCAGCUCAUGAAGACCUCAGCAUAGGAUUCUAAAGGCUACAAGUUGAGGCCAAACUGAGUUUUUAGGAUUUACUUUACUGUGUAGUAACACAUUUCUUGAAAAUAAUGAUGGAAUCUAUUUUUAACCAAAUGCUUAGCAUACCGUAGCAGAAAUUUGGAGCGUAUAUAAUUUAGCCUACUUUUGAAGAUAGAUCUAUGCCAUGUUAAUUUCUUCUGAGAUUCCUGUUGGCUUUUAAAGUUGAAUCAAUGUAGGUUUCAUAUUAUUCCAUUGUUAAAUAGUAUAUUUUAAACUUUUCACAGAGAUUAACAACAACAUAAGCCUCCAGAGAGUUGAAAAUAUAUGGAACAUCUACUGUAUUUUGCAAACUUCUACACAACUGCUUAGAAAUAGAAUUGCUUUUGUUUUGGUCACCUGCAAAAGCAGACAGUGCAGAUGAAUCCCUAGCUCCGGGCUGCACGCGUGUUUGGCAGCUUUCGUCCUGAGUCAGGUGUUGUGGCUGGCCUUCCGCCGCUUGUCACUGUACCGGUGUGUCGUGGGCGUUCCUCACGCUGUCUGCGGUCAUGACAUCUAGUGAACAAUGUGCUAGACCCUAAAAAUCACCAUACUUUAAAGUACCUAGUUCUCGUUAUACUGUGUUCUGCCAAGGGUUUGACCAUUCCACAUGAAGGCUUAGAGCUUACUCUUGGAGUACUGAAUGUGCAAUAUUUUUUUACAUCAUAAGAUGUAUUAGUUUACAGACUAUGCCUUGAAAUAAUAGUAGUAUUUUGCUGUGGCUUCAUUAAAUGAGAUAUAUAUUUACUAUAGGAAAAAGACAUUAAAGACAUCUACUAGUUCACCUGUGAAGAGUGUGUACAUUUUGAUUUCUAUUAAAGGCACAUUAAUUUACAGAC